This is a messenger RNA of Amphiprion ocellaris (clown anemonefish), 1519 nucleotides long. RefSeq names its product hairy/enhancer-of-split related with YRPW motif protein 1-like. NCBI's taxonomy places the organism in Eukaryota, Metazoa, Chordata, Actinopteri, Pomacentridae. The transcript is spliced from 5 exons. Gene Ontology annotation, biological process: regulation of transcription by RNA polymerase II; circulatory system development; regulation of neurogenesis. Gene Ontology annotation, molecular function: DNA-binding transcription factor activity, RNA polymerase II-specific; RNA polymerase II cis-regulatory region sequence-specific DNA binding; protein dimerization activity. Bases 96 to 1043 code for a protein of 315 amino acids. Gene Ontology annotation, cellular component: nucleus. The record is from RefSeq and is a predicted model, not a curated record.
GAUCUGACGUUUAAACUGUUGCUCGGCGCCUCAGUAGUCAGUCUGCCGCUGGAGCUUUGCGCGUAAAGCAGCGUUUCAACCGCUUGGAAGCAAAAAUGAAGCGAAGCCACAACUACAGCUCAUCGGACAGCGACUUGGACGACAAUGUGGAGGUGGAGAAGGACAGUGGCGACGAAAAUGGUCAACUUGACUCUCACGGAUCCAUGUCACCCUCCACAACCACACAAGUCCAAGCCAGAAAAAGGCGCAGAGGGAUUAUUGAGAAAAGGAGACGUGACAGGAUCAAUAACAGUCUGUCAGAGCUGAGAAGAUUGGUGCCAAGUGCUUUUGAAAAACAGGGAUCAGCUAAACUGGAAAAAGCAGAAAUAUUGCAAAUGACAGUGGACCAUCUGAAGAUGCUCCAUGCUUCUGGUGGGAAAGGUUACUUCGAGGCUCAUGCUCUAGCCAAGGAUUACCGCAGCCUGGGCUUCAGGGAGUGUCUGGCAGAAACAGCCCGCUACCUGAGCAUCAUCGAGGGCCGAGACACCACCGACUCCCUCCGAGUCCGCCUGGUGUCCCACCUCAGCAACUACGCCUCUCAGAGGGAGGUGCACUCCGGACUGGAGCACUUAGCCUGGGGCUCUGCCUAUGGGACUGCCCCUGCCCACCUCCCCCACCCCCUGCUCCUACAGCACCCCCAGGGCAGGACACCUGCAUCCAGAAGCAACAGCAGCCCGCAAUCCUCCUCCUCCUCUUCCUCCUCCUGUUCUUCCUCCUCCUCCUCCACCUCCUCCUCUGAGGCGUCUGGGACGUCCAGACUCAGUGCCAUCCCCCCCACAGAGUCCCUCAGGGUGCCUCCCAAUGGCUCGUUGCCCCUCACUCUGCAUGUGCCAACAUCCAAGCUCUCACCGCCACUCGUCUCAUCUCUCUCCUCGCUGUCAGCCUUCCCCCUCUCCUUUGGUGCCUUCCCCCUCGUCUCCCCGACCGCCGUCAGCACAGUGAGUCCCUCUUCCACCCUGUCGAAGCCUUACAGGCCCUGGGGCAUGGAGAUCGGGGCCUUCUGAAGCUAAGCACUGGACUGAAGGCAACAGCUGAGCUGUGCCCACCAUCACAGACUGACCAACAGUGAAACAUGGAGGAACAAAGCAAACUGUCUUCAACUGAAAAAGGAAUAAGUGGCACGUUGUUUCCUCUUAGUGUCAUUUACUUUUAAAAAGAAUUCUAAAUGAUUUUAUGUUAUCCGUUGAAAUUGAAAACUAAUUUAGCUUAGCAUGCACUGCCUCCAGGUUGAGGACUGAUAUAAUGAUAUGAUGAAUGGGCCAUAAAUAGAUUUACAUAGACUUUAUAGACCACAUAAUGAAAGACUUGGUCUGCAUUGUUAGUGAUAUCAGAACUACAUGGAAAUGAAUAUGCAUAUUAUGUGCACCACUGUUGGAAAACUAACUACUUGAGAAUUGGAAACUUGCAUUCUUGUAUCUAUUUGUAAUAUUUUUGUACCAAUAAAUCAAGUUUAAAUGUAUAAAACGUGUAUAUAAAUGUG